Molecule: messenger RNA, 1752 nt
Organism: Otolemur garnettii (small-eared galago)
Lineage: Eukaryota; Metazoa; Chordata; Mammalia; Primates; Galagidae
Gene: MATN4
Product: matrilin 4
Exons: 9
Coding region: 1-1752 (583 amino acids)
Molecular function (GO): calcium ion binding
Source: RefSeq, a predicted model, not a curated record
AUGAGAGGCCUUCUUUUCUGGCCACUACUCAUGUGGCUGCUCCUUCUCCAGCCCUGGGAAACUCAGCUCCACCGGGCAGGUACCAGGUGCCACACUGGACCGCUGGAUUUGGUGUUCGUGAUUGACAGCUCCCGCAGCGUACGCCCUUUUGAGUUUGAGACGAUGAGGCAGUUCCUGGUGGGCCUCCUCCGUGGCCUGAACGUGGGGCCCAAUGCCACGCGCGUCGGCGUGAUCCAGUAUUCGAGUCAAGUGCAAAGCGUCUUCCCGCUCGGCGCCUUCUCGCGCGCUGAGGACAUGGAGCGUGCCAUUCGUGCUCUGGUGCCGCUGGCUCAGGGCACCAUGACUGGGCUGGCAAUCCAGUACGCCAUGAACGUGGCCUUCAGCGUGGCUGAGGGCGCGCGCCCGCCAGAGGAGCGCGUGCCGCGCGUUGCUGUCAUCGUGACAGAUGGGCGGCCCCAGGAUCGCGUGGCUGAGGUGGCAGCUCAGGCGCGUGCUCGCGGCAUUGAAAUUUAUGCUGUGGGGGUGCAGCGAGCAGAUGUGGACUCCCUGCGCGCCAUGGCGUCGCACCCGCUAGACCAGCACGUCUUCCUCGUUGAGUCCUUCGACCUCAUCCAGGAGUUUGGCCUGCAGUUCCAGGGCCGGCUGUGUGCCAUUGAUCUGUGUGCUGAAGGGACCCACGGAUGUGAGCACCACUGUGUCAAUUCCCCGGGCUCCUAUUUCUGUCGCUGCCAAGCUGGCUUUGUACUCCAGCAGGACCAGAAGAGCUGCAGGGCCAUUGACCACUGCAGCUUCAGGAACCACAGCUGUCAGCACGAGUGUGUCAGCACCAUUGCUGGGCCACAGUGCCGCUGCAGAGAGGGCCACGACUUGCUGCCCGAUGGGAGAAGCUGCCAGGUUCGGGACCUAUGUAACGGUGUGGACCAUGGCUGCGAGUUCCAGUGUGUGAGUGAGGGCUUCUCAUAUCGCUGCCUGUGCCCUGAGGGGCGUCAACUUCAGGCAGAUGGCAAGACCUGUAACCGAUGCCGAGAAGGCCACGUGGACCUCGUUCUGCUCGUCGAUGGCUCCAAGAGCGUGCGUCCGCAGAACUUCGAGCUGGUGAAGCGCUUCGUGAACCAGAUUGUAGACUUCCUGGACGUGUCCCCCGAGGGCACGCGCGUGGGUCUGGUGCAGUUCUCCAGCCGUGUGCGCACCGAGUUCCCGCUGGGCCGCUACGGCACUGCAGCAGAGGUGAAGCAGGCGGUCCUCGCUGUGGAGUACAUGGAACGCGGCACCAUGACAGGCCUGGCGCUGCGGCACAUGGUGGAGCACAGCUUCUCCGAGGCGCAGGGAGCGCGGCCUCGCGCCCUCAACGUGCCUCGUGUGGGCUUGGUCUUCACCGAUGGUCGCUCCCAGGAUGACAUCUCCGUGUGGGCAGCGCGCGCCAAAGACGAAGGCAUCGUCAUGUACGCCGUGGGCGUGGGCAAGGCGGUGGAGGAGGAGCUGCGGGAGAUCGCCUCUGAGCCCGCUGAGCUGCAUGUGUCCUACUCCCCGGACUUCAACACCAUGACGCACCUGCUGGAGAACCUCAGAGGAAGCAUCUGCCCGGAAGAGGGCAUCAGCGCGGGGACAGAGCUCCGGAGUCCGUGCGAAUGCGAAAGCCUCGUGGAAUUCCAGGGUCGCACGCUGGGGGCGCUCGAGAGCCUGACGCACAACCUGGCCCAGCUGACUGAGCGCCUGGAAGAUCUGGAGAAUCAGUUAGCCAACCAGAAGUGA